AUGGCCGCUGCCGCCGUCGACCCUUUCCUGAAGGGCACCACAAGUUCGAAUACUCGUGGCUUGUUACGGGUGGUUAUAUUAGCAGUCAUUGCAACAGCAGCCAUUUCCAGCAGAUUGUUCAGCGUAAUAAGGUUUGAGAGCAUCAUCCACGAAUUUGAUCCGUGGUUUAACUUCCGCGCAACGAAAUAUCUCGUUAAACAUGGAUUUUAUAGCUUCUGGGACUGGUUUGACGACCGAACCUGGCAUCCCCUUGGACGUGUCACAGGCGGCACGUUAUACCCAGGCCUAAUGGUUACCAGUGGUGCCAUUUACCAUCUUCUUCGAUUCAUUGCCCUUCCGGUCGAUAUUCGAAAUAUUUGUGUACUCCUGGCCCCGGGCUUUUCCGGGUUAACCGCCCUGGCCAUGUAUCUCCUUACUUCUGAAAUGUCUGUUUCUCCUUCGGCUGGUCUUCUUGCUGCUGCUUUUAUCGGGAUUGCACCAGGUUACAUGUCUAGAUCCGUCGCCGGCAGUUACGAUAAUGAGGCCAUUGCAAUUUUCCUCUUAGUAUUCACCUUUUAUCUUUGGAUCAAAUCUUUGAAAAACGGAUCAAUAAUGUGGGGUGCCCUAACUGCCUUAUUUUACGGCUACAUGGUGUCGGCGUGGGGAGGUUACGUCUUUAUUACAAAUUUGAUCCCACUACAUGCUUUUGUUCUUAUUUGCAUGGGUCGUUACAGCUCCCGCCUUUAUAUUAGCUAUACGACAUGGUAUGCACUUGGUACACUCGCUAGCAUGCAAAUCCCCUUCGUCGGGUUUUUGCCAAUCCGAAAUAGUGACCACAUGGCUGCCUUGGGUAUCUUUGGACUUCUCCAAUUAGUCGGCUUUGUUGAAUUUCUUCGAAGUCAGAUUCCAGGAAAGCAGUUUCAGACCCUACUAACUUCUCUGGUUCUCUUGAUUUUUGGAGUCGCUUUCCUGGGCCUGGUAUUGCUCACCGUGACCGGAGUGAUUGCACCCUGGAGCGGUCGAUUCUAUUCUCUUUGGGAUACUGGAUAUGCCAAAAUCCAUAUUCCAAUUAUCGCAUCCGUCUCCGAACACCAGCCUACAGCCUGGCCGGCAUUUUUCUUCGAUCUUAACCUGAUGAUAUGGCUGUUUCCAGCUGGUGUUUAUAUGUGCUUCUAUCAACUUAAGGAUGAGCACGUUUUUGUUAUUAUCUAUGCCGUUCUUGCCAGUUAUUUUGCUGGUGUCAUGGUUCGAUUGAUGCUGACCCUGACACCGGUGGUUUGCGUUGCCGCUGCCCUAGUUUUGUCUCACAUUCUCGAUACUUUCCUUCGACUGGAUUCCCCUGAUCCUGAAGCACAAACCAAAUCAGUUGGCGAAAAACCAGUUCAGGGUGGUUUAAGAUCUGCUCGGUCUCGUGUUGUUGGUAUCUAUUCUAAUCUCUCUAAGGGGGUCGUUUCAGCUUCCGUUUUAGUAUACUUGCUCCUGUUCGUUGCCCAUUGCACUUGGGUGACGUCUAUUGCCUACUCUUCGCCAUCUGUCGUGCUUGCGAGUAAACUCCCUGAUGGAAGCCAAUAUAUCAUCGACGAUUACCGCGAGGCUUACUACUGGCUUCGCCAGAAUACUCCACAAAAUGCGAAAAUCAUGUCAUGGUGGGAUUAUGGGUACCAGAUUGGUGGAAUGGCCGAUCGCCCUACCCUCGUUGAUAACAACACCUGGAAUAAUACACAUAUUGCUACUGUUGGGAAGGCGUUCAGCUCCCGAGAGGAAGUUAGCUACCCAAUUCUUCGUCAACAUGAUGUUGACUAUGUUUUGGUUGUUUAUGGAGGCUUAAUCGGUUAUUCCGGAGAUGAUAUCAAUAAAUUUCUUUGGAUGGUCCGAAUUGCUGAGGGUAUUUGGCCCGACGAGAUUAGAGAGCGUGAUUUUUUUACUGCCCGGGGGGAGUAUCGUGUUGAUGAACAAGCCACCCCCACCAUGCGCAACAGCCUCAUGUACAAACUUUCCUACUAUAACGUGGAUUCUCUCUUCCCUAAGGGCCAAGCACAGGAUCGGGUUCGCAAUUCUCGCCUUCCAGCCGAAGGACCCCAGUUGACCACUCUCGAGGAGGCAUUUACUAGCGAGAACUGGAUCAUUCGAAUAUACAAAGUUAAAGAUCUAGAUAAUCUUGGCCGUGAUCACAACAGCGCCGCGGCAUUUGAGAAGGGACAUAAAAAGAAGAAGGCAGCCGGCACCAAACGGCGGCGAGGGCCCAGGGUGCUGAGGACAGAGUAA
Ophidiomyces ophidiicola is the source of this 2244-nucleotide messenger RNA. RefSeq names its product oligosaccharyl transferase stt3 subunit (gene STT3). Gene Ontology annotation, molecular function: dolichyl-diphosphooligosaccharide-protein glycotransferase activity. Gene Ontology annotation, biological process: post-translational protein modification. The transcript is spliced from 6 exons. NCBI's taxonomy places the organism in Eukaryota, Fungi, Ascomycota, Eurotiomycetes, Onygenales, Onygenaceae. Bases 1 to 2244 code for a protein of 747 amino acids. The record is from RefSeq and is a predicted model, not a curated record. Gene Ontology annotation, cellular component: membrane.